AAAAAAAAGCCAUAGGAAUCCUUCGUGAGCCUUCUUCUCCACCUAAAACAAUCCCCAAGAAUCCCCUUUAUAAACCUCUACUCAUCUACACUAAGAUAAAAGAAUCCUAGUAGAUUCUCUUAUAGUACAGGAAUCCUACAAUAAAUGCUCUUGUUAUUGAACUAUUGCUGUAUUUAUUACACCGCACAGCCGACCGGGUGUCUCUAUUAAAACCUAUCUAAUUAUUCGUAAUAAUCGCGGUUCGUUUAAUCUAACGGGUUAGGGGACCUCCCGAAACAUCACUCCACUCCACUCCACUCCACUCUACACCGACAGAGUUCAUUGUCGAAUCCAUUCGAGAAGAACGUUCUCUCUACCAUUAUUAAAAUAAUAAGCAAAAUGUCGAUCUGGCUCUGUUCGGUCGUUGUUAUCCUGACGACGACGACGACGACGGUAAUGUCCAACAAACGCGUCCAGGAUUUCUUCCCGGACGUCCGGGGGAACCUCACCAAAGUCACGUGGGCGCACGCCGUCAACAAUCAAUCCUACCUGGAAUCCGUACUAGAGCAAAAUGACGUGAUGAUGAUCGAAGCGGACGUGACGAUGGGAAAACUCCACGACGGUGACGGUCUGUUGCCGAUAAUGGCGCAUCCGCCGUCGAAGGUAUCCGAUCUGUCGUUGAAGGACUUCCUGGAACAGGUGGAGGAAUCGAACGCGCGCGCCGACAGGACGCCCAAGGGCGUCAAGCUCGAUUUCAAGGACAUCGAAUCGUUCAACGCCGCCAUGGGACAACUCCAGCGAGCCGAUCAGAAACGCUAUCCGCUGUGGAUCAACGCCGACAUACUGCCGGGCCCUGGCAAUUCGCCGGUCAAACCGGUCGACAGCGCCCAAUUUCUCGGCAAAUGCAAGAGCCUCACCGGCGGCGCCGUCCUCUCGUUGGGCUGGACGACCACCGUCGACGACGACGCCGCCCCCGCCGGCUACAGCAUCGACAACGUCAAGGCCAUGAUGGACGUCGUGACGCGCUACAAACUCACCAACUCCAUCACCUUUCCCGUCAGGGCCAGUCUAGUGGCGAGAAGCGGACCCGAAAUGCAGGCUUUGCUUAGGGGUUUCGAGGAUUCGACGUUGACGGUGUGGUCGGCUGCUUUUGACGAGGUGGACGUGGAUCGAUUGCGGAAGGUGAUUUUGGACAUCGGCGUGGAGAAGGUCUACUUGGACGUGCCGGAUGAGAUACGGGAGAGGCUCGAAUUGGACAAGAAUGGAGCGAGCAGAUCGGCGAAGGUGGCGCUGACGAGCCUGUUGGUGGUGCUGGUGGUGUUGGUGGUGUUGUAAAUGUACUAGCUGUACAUGCUUCGAAUAAAGGGUAUUUAGGUGGCUUCGAAAACUGGUCUGGGAAAUUUGGGUUAUAUGAUGUGGACUGUAUUAUACAUAUGCAAUG
This is a messenger RNA of Phyllotreta striolata, 1420 nucleotides long. The record is from the annotation of a GenBank genome assembly. NCBI's taxonomy places the organism in Eukaryota, Metazoa, Arthropoda, Insecta, Coleoptera, Chrysomelidae.